Messenger RNA from Cucurbita pepo subsp. pepo (vegetable marrow), 978 nucleotides. The record is from RefSeq and is a predicted model, not a curated record. NCBI's taxonomy places the organism in Eukaryota, Viridiplantae, Streptophyta, Magnoliopsida, Cucurbitales, Cucurbitaceae.
AGGCAGAAUUGGGCCAUCUGUGCAAAAAUGCCCUAAAAACAGUACCUUUAAGAAAACUCUUGAAACAUACAGAAGAAAUGAGAGUCCACCACCAGUUCCAUGGAGGCCAUUGGACCCAACCUCUGAAUCCUUCUAGAUUCUUCUGGAAUGCGCCACCCUAACCGAUCUAUGCCGUUUCAUAUCCAGCCGACCGCUCCAUCGGAGCAUCUCACUUCCCGAAUUUCCAUCAAUUUCAUCCCUCAACCACACCGCUAGAGAAAUCGAAGAUGUUCGGAGUCGUCUUUCCCAAUCGAAGCUUUCCGAUGGACAUUUCAGCCUUCUCUCAAAUCGACACUUUCCAUUGGGUUCUUGACAUGAACACAUUUGUCGGUGAAGCCUAUGAUCAGAUUCGUGAAAUGUGCAUAUUCUUGUUGAAUAAUUUCACUCUUCCACCCGAUAAAGCCCUAGCUGUGUAUAUUCAGUCCCCUGGAUCUCAGUUUCUCUUCUGCGGUGCCGUAACCCUAGCCAGGCCCUCGGCGGUGCUAUCUCUUCCAUGGCCGGAGCCUGGUGGUCAGAUGCAACUCAUAGCGGCCGAUUCGGCUCCUAUCUCGGCUAAAAUUGGAGUCUCCGUCGAGGAUUUGGCUUCCCUGCAAUCGCUUGAUGUCACAGCCGGAAAAAGAAUCGAGCGUCUAGCCCUAAAAGUUGGUGAGAAUCUGUUCAAUUUCAUGCAAUCUUUCUGCGGUGUUGAUGGUUCGAAGUUGGUUGUGCCAAUGGAUAUCUUGGACAGAUGGUUCAAGAAGUUUCAGGAGAAAGCUAAGCGCGAUCCUGAGUACUUGAAAGGCUUCGUGUUGUAAGGCUCCAUUUAAUCCCCGAAUUUUUGUUUGUGGGGAUGAUGAGUUUUAGAAGGUUGUAAUGUAUGUAUGUUCAUUAAAUUCUGUGCUUGUUAUGGAUGGAAAAGCUUGAAUGUUGCUUCUAAUCUAUGAAUCACUGUUCUUCUGA